UCCAUAAUCACGCUGACAGUCGUACACUGUAGUUGCCGAUUCUCCCCAAAGAGCUUCGAGCACUUCUCAAACUCGCUUUUACUUGAAACUCGCAAUCGGAAGAAAAACAAACUGUCUUGAUAAUAUCCUUUAUCAAUCGGAGUUAGUGUUUCGUGUGAUCUACAACUCAGUGAUUCCAUUUGGAUUUAUCAAACAUGCAGAUGCACGAGCAGAUCAUGAUCGUCGAUGGUCAGGAGCAACCCAUCUCGAGAACUUAUCAGUACCGCAAGGUGAUGAAACCAAUGCUUGAACGAAAACGCAGAGCGCGAAUCAACCGGUGUCUGGAUGAACUGAAAGACUUGAUGGUGACAGCUCUCGCAGGCGACGGUGAGAAUGUCGCGAAAUUGGAGAAGGCUGACAUCCUGGAGCUGACUGUUCGUCAUCUUCACAAACUCCAGAGACAGCAGAGACUUUCUGCCAAUCCAGUGAUUGAUGCUGACCGAUUCCGUGCUGGAUACACCCACUGUGCAAAUGAAGUGAGCCGUUGUCUUGCAGCAACACCCGGUGUUGAUGUAGCUCUCGGCACCAAGUUGAUGACACACCUUGGUCACAAACUCAACUCCAUGGACAAAACUGGACCCUUGACCAUCCACGUGGCAGCACCUCAAACAUCACCAGUUUCCGACUGCAGUUCGGACGAGUACUCCAUGCCUUUGACACCGGCCUCGAGUCAACCUUCCCCUGUCAGAUCCGAAAUCGACUCCCAGACACAUCAGGGUCUUCUUCGGGUCGCGAAACCUAACGAGCCGGUCUGGAGACCUUGGUAAAUCUUCGAGAUAAAAAAACGGGAAUUUUCUUUGAAGAAACAUUGACAGUCGUCUAUGAGGAAGACAUCAGUGUGGCAAUUUGAAUCUGUGAUCUAGGAGGAAGUGCCCAACGAGAAAGUGUCAUCGAAAGUGAUGUAACUCGAAGUGUUGGGUUGUAAAUCAAAAUGACAAUCGUUUGUUAUAUAAGUGUAAAAAAAAUCGCGAGUAGAAGAAAAAAAAGAGAGCUAGACUUUGACUAUAAUUAAUGAAUAGUCUGUAAGUUGAUCCUAGGAUUUGCUCAAGGAAAACUUGCGGUUAAAUGAGAGAAAUAUUAGUAAGAUUCUUUUAUUUUGAUUUGUCAUCAUAUUAGUAUCAUUGUAGAAGAUAAAUAUGUACUGAGAUCUCGACACGUAUAACACGGUCCACGCAUAUGUUGGUAAAGCUUUAAUUUACUCGACAGUUAGGUUUUAUCUAUUGUUUAUUUCAUAUUUUUAUCGAGGAUUUAUUUUGUCAAUUUAGCGCGAAAAUUGUCGCGCAAUCAUUCCUCUUUUUUUCAACAUUGUAAUACCGACAAAGAUUCAAUUUUUGUUCACGUGCAACGGAUUACAGUAGGCGCGACACUUUUUCGUGCUAGGACGUUGUUAUUGUCGCCGGUCAAGAUUUGCAAGAUUUUUAGCAAGAGAGAGAGAGAUAGAUUGAAAAAAACUUUGCGUUUUUUGUAUGUUCUUGAUUGAGAAAAAAAUGACCGAGCGGAGCUCAUGUGAUAGAGAAACGUGUACCUGUGAUAUUUACUUGUAGUGUACAUAGUAAAUGGUACAAGAUUUUUUAAUAAUAAAAAAAACAAUUUUCCAUA
Messenger RNA from Belonocnema kinseyi, 1638 nucleotides. RefSeq names its product enhancer of split mbeta protein-like. Gene Ontology annotation, cellular component: nucleus. Gene Ontology annotation, biological process: regulation of neurogenesis; regulation of transcription by RNA polymerase II; anterior/posterior pattern specification. Gene Ontology annotation, molecular function: DNA-binding transcription factor activity, RNA polymerase II-specific; protein dimerization activity; RNA polymerase II cis-regulatory region sequence-specific DNA binding. Lineage: Eukaryota; Metazoa; Arthropoda; Insecta; Hymenoptera; Cynipidae. Bases 195 to 806 code for a protein of 203 amino acids. The transcript has 2 exons. The record is from RefSeq and is a predicted model, not a curated record.